This is a messenger RNA of Mercurialis annua (annual mercury), 614 nucleotides long. RefSeq names its product small polypeptide DEVIL 3-like. The transcript has a single exon. Gene Ontology annotation, biological process: negative regulation of cell population proliferation. Lineage: Eukaryota; Viridiplantae; Streptophyta; Magnoliopsida; Malpighiales; Euphorbiaceae. The record is from RefSeq and is a predicted model, not a curated record. The coding region runs from base 215 to 376 and encodes 53 amino acids.
UAGAGAUAGAGAGAGAAAGUGAAGGAAUCAAAAGUUUUAGAAGUAUGGUUUGUGGGGGCCUAGGGUUCAUGUAUUCACACUCUUCCUCUUUAUAAAUACCAAAGCUUCUCUUCUUCAAAUUAAACCAUUCAUCACUCCAAACAAACAAACAAAAAGAAAAGAAAAUAAGCAAACCAAAGAGAAAAUUCUCUCUCUUCCAAGAAAAUCAAGAAGCAUGAAGAUAAAGAAUAGCAGAACCAACAUGGAGAAUAAUAAUCAAUGCACUUCCAAGAAAAAGGUCUCAUGCAGAAGGCUUGGUGGUUACCUUAGAGAACAAAAAGGAAGAAUUUACAUAAUUAGAAGAUGUGUAGUCAUGCUUCUUUGUUGGCAUGAUUAAUUCAAGAUUUUUAUUAGUUUGGAAUAAUUUUUUCCAAAUAAUUUUCUGCAUCAAGAUUCAAGAUUGGAGAACACAAGUGUAUAAAUAUGUAUUUUCAUCAUGGAUGUAAACUUGAUGCAUGGAGAGAGCUAGCUAUACCACUCUCUCCAGUGCUUUUUCUACUUUUUUUUUUAUCUUUUUGUUUCAGCCGAAAUGUGUAAAUAGAAAAGAGAAAUUAAUGAUAUUUUUGUAUCAGCCA